Echinostoma caproni is the source of this 873-nucleotide messenger RNA. The record is from the annotation of a GenBank genome assembly. Lineage: Eukaryota; Metazoa; Platyhelminthes; Trematoda; Plagiorchiida; Echinostomatidae.
AUGACUACGCUUUCUCCCAACGAGCUCCCAGAUUUGGAAAAGUUCCUUUCUGUUGCUGGAAUCGAACUGCCUCAUCCGUGGGAGGUGACCUCGUUGAGCUCAGUCAUUUUAAAUGCCCUUAUUCCCACUUCUGUGGAUUCAAGAUCCAUAAGAACUUGCAUUGCUGCCCGUGACUUGGCCCUGGGUAUUCUCAUGGAUAUGUCUUGCUGCUCAUUGUCGGCUGAUGCCGCAAAGAUUCGAGGUUUCAAGCAAUGUGUCCUACAGGAUAUUUUUAGUCGUUUGCAAGAAUACCUUUCGGAGGAACUGAGUGGGAUUUCUUUCCGAGCAGUUUCAGCAGUCACACAUGCCCUCGCUCUAAUAUUGGAAUUGAUAAGAAAUGCUACCGGUUCACAUGCUCGGUCGAUGCUCAGUCAUGUCGCGUGUCUUUCUAGCAUCCUGGCCGUGCUCAAAACAGCGGAAACAGUUCUCAUUCACAACCCAGUGCUUUUCACACUGCACGAAGAUGGAACCGAAUGUCACCUAACGGGACAAAUUCUGACUUGGCUUGUGGUUAUGGUGAAGCUCGUGUUACGCGGUCUUAGAACACUGUCCAAGACGCUGUAUACCGUCGAACAAAGUUCGGAAACACUCACAAUGCGAUUACAAUUAAGCAGUUUGAUCCAAACUCUGAUCUACUCUUCUCCACACGCGUCGACGUUUGUGGAAGAUGCUGGUGUUGUGCCGCCUGUCCGAUUUCUUCUGCGGCGAUCUGUUCAGGUGAAUCCAUCUGACGAGAACGAUAAUUAUAAUAUGCUGAGCGACUCUGAUCAAGCAGUUGACGCUCUUCGUCUUCUUUUGUUACUUGGUCUGGAUUUGGCGGCACAUUCAGGUUAG